CACCCAUCCUCCGGAUUCUCACAUUUCCCACAAGUCCACACCUCAGAGUCAGCCCCUCUGAACUCACCUGGUGAAACCUGGCGGCUUCAUGUCAGGGCAGGAGCAGCUCUGCUAUAAGCAAAUGACUUUUACAGGGAUUUCCUCCGUCUAGGUUCAAACAUCAAGAAGCUGGCCCCGCAGACACUCGAGCAGCUUCUUUCAUUCCCUUGAACCUCCUUCACCUCUAAGGCAGCAGCCAUGAACUGGUCCUCCUUAGAAGCCCUCCUCAGUGGAGUCAACCAAUACUCCACCGCCUUCGGCCGGGUCUGGCUCUCCAUGGUCUUCGUCUUCCGGGUGAUGGUGUUUGUCGUGGCGGCUCAGAGGGUGUGGGGGGACGAAAGCAAGGACUUUGUGUGCAACACCCAGCAGCCCGGCUGCAACAACGUGUGCUACGACCAGGUCUUCCCCAUCUCCCACAUCCGCCUGUGGGCGCUGCAACUCAUUUUUGUCACCUGCCCCUCACUGAUGGUCGUCGGUCAUGUCAAGUAUCGGGAGAAGAAGGACUUGGAGUACUCCACCACCCACAAGGGUAAACACUGUUACAAAAACCCAGGGAAGAAGCGAGGAGGUCUGUGGUGGACGUACCUGGCGAGUCUGAUCUUCAAGGCCGGCUUCGACGCGGGCUUCCUCUACCUCCUCUACUACAUCUACGACGGCUACGACUUACCCCGCUUGACCAAAUGCUCCGAGGAACCCUGUCCCAACACGGUGGACUGCUACAUAUCCCGUCCAACAGAGAAACGGAUCUUCACGCUGUUCAUGGUGGUUUCCUCCGCCGUCUGCAUCUUCAUGUGCAUCUGUGAGAUGACCUACCUCAUCUGCAAACGGGUUCAAAAGAAGAUAAACAAGAACAAUCAGAUGUUUGCCAUGUCCCACGAAAUGACCAGCCUGGCUGCGCACAGGGCAGAGUACAGAUCCAAAUCCUCGCUGAGACAGGAUCCCACGGUCUCAAUUCAGAACCUCAGCAACAUCAAGGCUGAGGAGACUGAACCGGUGAAGAAGGAGGAAAGUUAAAGAAGAGACUCACCUGAAAGGACAUGGGCCUCACUGAAGGAAAACUGGAAGCAGUUAUAAGCAUCUAGAGCUUACUUAAGUCUUUUGUAUAAACUCAUGAAAGAUAUUAUUAGACAGUUUCCUGGCAAUGUUUUUGUAGAUAUUAUAUUUGGUGUGAGCUGAGAACCUAUCCUCGUGUAAAGUUUGUUAGCUGUUAAAUUAUUUUGAAGAAUAAAAAGUGAAAAUGCAUGCAGGCAUUCAUUCUGGGCGGUUAAAAAAAGUGAAAAUGAUGAAGAUUUCCUAAAAAGCAAUUAAGAUAAGAAUCUUUUGAAGUUAGUUUUAAAAGUUCAUGACUUUCAUUUUUAUUUUUGUCAUAUAUUUGAAUUAAAGUUUACGACAAACACUACUUGAUGUGUCAGUUAUUAUCACAACUGCAAAAAAGAAGUAUGUAUGCUGGUGUAUUUUAUUUUGUAUUUAUUUUGUUAUCUAUAAAGAUGUCUCCAAACACA
Molecule: messenger RNA, 1541 nt
Organism: Oryzias melastigma (Indian medaka)
Lineage: Eukaryota; Metazoa; Chordata; Actinopteri; Beloniformes; Adrianichthyidae
Gene: gjb9b
Product: gap junction protein beta 9b
Exons: 3
Coding region: 238-1053 (271 amino acids)
Biological process (GO): cell communication
Cellular component (GO): connexin complex
Source: RefSeq, a predicted model, not a curated record